AAAAAAAGAAACUUUUUUUACUUUUUUCUUUUGUAUUUUUAAUUUCUGCACCACCAUGGCCCACUCCUCCCUCGCGGCAAAAUAUAUAUAUAUUUUCAGUUCUGAUUUUUUUUAUUUUUCAGUUUACAGGUUCGAAAUUUUACGAGAACAAAGUUAUGAGUUCAGAAGUUUAUGUAUUUGGAAGUUUGCGGGUUUACAAAUUAUAGAGUUUACGAGUUCGAAAGUUUAGCAGUUUAGAAGUUUAUAAAAUUUGUGGGUUCGAAAGUUUAUGACUUCAUGUUUAUUGUAUCUAAAUUAUUUAUUAAUACUCUUGAGAAGUUAUUUUUCUUAAUUUACGACAUGCCAAACACCAAAAAUGAGUAAGAUUAUUACUUAUUUUUCAAGAAAAUAUUUUAUUGGAAAACAUUUUCCGUUAUACCAAACACACCCUUAAUGUCUUUUCACUUGAUAACUUUUUCCGUUUGCAGUUCUUUGUAGAAUUACAAUGGAGUAUCAAUGUAAGAACCUAGGGGAACUUGAACUUAUCUAUAUCCGGGGAAAAGAAUUGCUCUUGCUAGAAAUCUUGUUAUCUUCCAAGUGUUUGGCUUGUAAUUUUUGGCCCUCUUUACGCAGCGUCUCAUGUCAAUGCCACACAAUAAAGAUAAGGAAAGGAAAAUGGACAAAGUAUUCGUUGUCGUAACUUGCAAAAAUAUCAUACGGACUGCACAUAUCUAAAAUUUUAUUUUGUGACACUAGGUGGGAACAUAGUACAAGUACUAUAACAAAUUAUUCAAUUUUAAAUAUAGUUCAAGUUGAAGACAGAAAUUGCCCAUUUGGGAGAUAACAUGUAUCACGUGGAAUUAGCCGAUGUGCGGGCAAGCUGAUCCUAUCACCACGCUUAUUAAAAAAAAAUUAUGAUUCACUAAAAUCCCAACCUGGUCCCAGGAUCCUUUAAUCUGAAGAACUAAGGCAAAAAUUUAAUCCUCCGUUUUAGCCGAACGGCCAAUUUUAUAUUCUGCCCUUGGAAAAUUCAAUUUUUGUAGCACAAUACUCUUUUACUUUCCAUCUCACAUAUACUCCUCUUGAUAUAAAUCCAUUUCCACGUCAAAGUAUAUAAUCCAUCUCUACCAAUAGCAUUCCUUCCUACCAGAUAACAACUCAUCAUCUCACCACAAACACACACCACACAUAAAGAAAAUCCAUAUUCCCUCACAAUCAAACACAUAAUAUAACCUCAUCAUCCCUCCUUAUCUUUCUUGAUCCAAAGUUUUCACUUAGCCAGUUAGAGAAGUAACAAGAAUAGUGAAAAGCAAGACAAUGGCCAGUGUAACCUCUGCUGCAGUUACUAUCCCAUCAUUCACUGGACUUAAAUCCGGUACAUCUUCCAAAAUUAGCAAUGUAGCCAAAAUGGUGUCAACCAAUCAAACAUCCAAAAUGGUAGUAAAGGCUUCACUAAAAGAUGUAGGUGCAGUUGUUGUUGCUACAGCUGCAAGUGCAAUACUAGCUAGCAAUGCCUUAGCUAUUGAAGUAUUGCUUGGUGGCGAUGAUGGCAGUCUUGCUUUUGUUCCUGGAAACUUCAGCGUUAGCGCCGGUGAGAAAAUUACGUUCAAGAACAAUGCAGGGUUCCCACACAACGUUGUAUUUGAUGAAGAUGAAAUUCCAGCUGGUGUUGAUGCAUCUAAGAUUUCAAUGUCUGAAGAGGACCUUCUCAAUGCACCAGGGGAGACUUACUCUGUCACUUUGAGUGAGAAAGGAACCUACAGUUUUUACUGUUCACCUCACCAGGGAGCUGGAAUGGUUGGCAAAGUUACUGUUAACUAAUUCUAGUUAGCCUCUUUAUCAUGUGUGAGAGUUAACUUGUUUCUAUUCCAAUCCCCUGAAUCUUUUGUUGUAUGUCUUUUUGAGGAUAUAAUCAUAAGUUCGUGGAGUUACAUAGUUCUUUAUAUAGCUUGGGAUUUAAGAGGUUUGUGUGUUUCACAAUUGAGACGGAAAACAAUAAAAUUGUACUACUACUAGGUAA
Messenger RNA from Nicotiana tabacum (common tobacco), 1999 nucleotides. RefSeq names its product plastocyanin. Gene Ontology annotation, molecular function: copper ion binding. Gene Ontology annotation, cellular component: chloroplast thylakoid lumen. NCBI's taxonomy places the organism in Eukaryota, Viridiplantae, Streptophyta, Magnoliopsida, Solanales, Solanaceae. The record is from RefSeq and is a predicted model, not a curated record.